Messenger RNA from Peromyscus maniculatus bairdii (prairie deer mouse), 3933 nucleotides. It is a transcript of the gene Atf1, whose product is annotated as activating transcription factor 1. Gene Ontology annotation, molecular function: DNA-binding transcription factor activity, RNA polymerase II-specific; protein binding; RNA polymerase II cis-regulatory region sequence-specific DNA binding. The record is from RefSeq and is a predicted model, not a curated record. Gene Ontology annotation, biological process: regulation of transcription by RNA polymerase II. NCBI's taxonomy places the organism in Eukaryota, Metazoa, Chordata, Mammalia, Rodentia, Cricetidae. Gene Ontology annotation, cellular component: ATF4-CREB1 transcription factor complex; nucleus.
UCUUCUUCCGGGUGUCUCCAGCCGCCCGCUUAAGUUAGAGUAGAGAACCCAGGGUCCCGGGAGCCGCGCUUUCCCGUUCAGGCGGGGCUUGUUAAUAACGGAGGCAGGUUUCUGGUGGCUGGGCUUCUUUCUAGACGCGGUCGCCUACGUGCUGGCCGCCUUAGUUCGGCCCGAGACAGGGCCUCCCAACCUGGCCUUUAUGGUCGAGGCUGGCUUCGAACACGGCUUGUGAUAGUGGCCUUUUUGUUUUUGUUGUUGUUGGUUUGGUUUUUCGAGACAGGAUUUCUCUGUAUAGCCUUGGCUGUCCUGGAACUUGGGGUUGGUGGUUUGGUCUGGUCGCCAUGCGGUGGAGGGGCGCCGCGCAUUUGAGCCCAGCACUUGGGCGGCAGAGGCAGGUGGAUCUCUGAAUUCAAGGCCAGAGCGAAUUCCAGGACAGCCAAGGCUACUCAAAGAAAAACCCUGUCUCGAGGGAGGAAAAAUAAAAACGAACAGAAAGCUCUAUAUUGCGGGGUAAGGUAGCACACACCUUUAAUCCCAGCUACUCUCCCGGGAGGCAGAAGCAGGUCUAUCUCUCUCUGCUACCUACACAGCGAGUUCCCGGCCAGCAAGUCCCAAUAGUGAGACAUUAUUGUUUUUAUUUAUGUGUGUGUGCCUCUGGAAGGUUACGUUCACCGUCUGCGUGCAGGUGCCUGAAGAGGCCAGAGGGGUCAGAUCUGGAACUGCAGUUAGAGGCUGUUGCGGGGGCCAGGGACUGGCCCUGUGUCCUAUAAAAGAGCAGCCAUCUCUCCAGCCUAGCGUUAGCUUUGGAGGGUGUUUGCUUGUGUGAGAAAGGCUCAUGCUGUAUUCCCAACUGGUCUUAAACUGUGUGUGAUUCAGUUUGGCCUAGAAUAAGCAGUACUGUAGCCUUGAAAACAAUUGAGCCACAAGUCUUCAAGGGCCUCUUGACAUCUCAGGCCAUUUCAGCACCUGUGAUAAGAGUUUGUAUAGUAUUUAUGUUCUCAAAAUGCGUUUACCCCAAGACUUUGUUGCCAAUGGAUAUUUUGUUUAAAAGCCAGUUGCCCCUCCCCUGCUUUACAAUGUACACUUACCGUUUCAUCUCCAUUAUAAUGUAGCUAAGUGGGAGAGUGUUUGCCUAGCAUGCUUCAUCCUCAGCUCCUGGAAACAACUGGACAUCCCAAAGUUGAUGUGGCAGCUCCUGAAUAGUGUCUGCAGUUCUUGAUUGCUUGGUCUACAGGACUGGGAUAGUACCUAUCCACAGUAGAUGGUAGUCAGGUCAGAAAACAAAACAAAAAACCCUGGCAUGUUGUCAGUGAAUUUCCAAUUCUCACAUAGGAUGACGCCUCCAGUUUCCUGUGCCUCUGUUGCCCUGUCUCUGUAGCUGAGGUGGAGUGGUUCUCUGAGGAUAUUUCUUUAGCCAUUAUUUCAUCAGUUCUAAUUAGAUACAUCUAAGUAAGCAGGUGGUUUUGUUACAGUGUUAAAUGUGAAGACAUUAGUGCUGUGUAGGGAAGGGAUGUGCUCGACUUCCUGGGACUUAUGGUCUGGUGGAGAGACAGAAAAACAGCAAUUACAUUACUGUGGUAGGUGUUGCAAGAAGGCCAGCUUGAUCUAUAGAGUUCUAGGACAACCAAAGCUACACAGAAACCCUGUCUUGGAAAACCAAAACUACUGGGGUGUACAGUCAGCCUCUAGCCUAGUCUAGGGAAGGUCAUCACGUUGGUUUGCCUGGAGAGGAAGUUAUAGAAGCCAGCUUCAGGAGGAGGAAGGGGAGAUAGUGUUUGUAGCAUAGGAAACAGCAUGUAUGCGAGCCUCAAGGUGAGGUGAAGCAAGCCAGCCACAUCUGAGGAUCUGGAAGAUUCACUGUGACUAACAGUUGUGGGAAUGAUGGUUGAUUAUGGAAGAUUCCCACAAGAGUAACACUCCAGAGACUGCACCUCAGCCUGGUUCAACAGUUCAGGGAACUCACAUUUCUCAGAUAGCCCAUCAGGUGUCAUCUUUCUCAGAAAGUGAGGAGUCUCAGGACUCAUCUGACAGCAUAGGCUCCUCCCAGAAAGCCCACGGCAUCCUGGCUCGGCGCCCAUCUUACAGGAAAAUUUUGAAAGACCUUUCUUCUGAAGAUACACGGGGCAGAAAAGGAGACGGAGAAAGUCCUUGUAUUUCUGCUGUCACGUCUAUGUCUGUUCCAACCCCCAUCUAUCAGACCAGCAGCGGACAAUACAUCGCCAUUGCCCCAAACGGAGCCUUACAGUUGGCCAGUCCAGGCACAGAUGGAGUACAGGGACUGCAGACAUUAGCCAUGACAAAUUCCAGCAGUACUCAGCAAGGUACAAUCCUCCAGUACGCACAGACUUCGGAUGGACAGCAAAUACUCGUCCCGAGCAACCAGGUGGUCGUACAGACUGCAUCAGGAGACAUGCAGACUUACCAGAUCCGAACCACACCAUCCGCCACUUCACUGCCACAGACUGUGGUGAUGACUUCUCCUGUGACUCUUACAUCUCAGACAACAAAGACCGACGACCCCCAACUCAAAAGGGAAAUACGGCUGAUGAAAAACAGAGAAGCCGCUCGAGAGUGCCGCAGGAAGAAGAAGGAGUACGUGAAGUGCCUGGAGAACCGGGUCGCCGUUCUGGAAAACCAGAACAAAACUCUGAUCGAAGAGCUAAAGACUUUGAAGGAUCUUUAUUCUCAUAAAAGUGUUUGAUUCUUAAAGAGAAAGUAUUUUUAUGGACUUGCUUUAAAAUGAGGUGGAUUUCUUUUUAGUGGAGUUUUAUAAAUUCAGAGGUCAAAGAAGCUAUUUGUAUUAGGUUUUUACAGUGCGCAGGUUGACAGAGGAUAAGUGGAGAUGAGCAGGAGGAAGCUGCUGGCAGGACUGGAAGGUCCGGGGGAAGUACUCCAGGAAAUGGACUGCAGCAAGGAAACUUAGACAGCGUCCAGUCAGAGGUGGUGGCGGCCGCAGCAGCCCUGGUGAAGAACCCACUCCCUCUCAGUUUGUAUUCUUACUGUUUGUUUCCAAGAUUUGCCUUUUCAUUUGUGUGCGUGAGUGUGUGUGUGUUUGCUUCCUGCCAAUAAAUUCUCAAUUACAAAUGUAAAAGAAAGCAUAAUACAUUACUAAGUGUGUAAAUUAUGUGGUCUGCUUGUUAGUUGUCAUAUUGUCAGGUGUGUUGAAUAAGUUUUAAUAGUUGCUUUUGUUGGAAUUGAGGGGUUUUGAUAAGUGUUCUAACAGGCAAAGGGCACAGAAUCUGAAGAUGGUGAUUUGUAACAUUUUUAUCAGAAUGGAAAAUUUGACAGUUUUAAAUAGUUGAUUUUUGCUUCCGGAAGGUAAGGGCGAUUUUUCACAAGGAUGUAAUAAUUUCGUUUUAAUUCUCUAAUCCUGUAUGCAGUUGAAGAGCAUUACUCUUUUGUGCUUUAACAGAAUGAAGUGUUUACAAAUGCCCUUAAAAAUCUUUUCAAUAACCUGAAGAUGUACACCAAAGCUUCCCGAGAGGGUUUAUAAUCAUCUUACUGUAGGUUUGUCAGGUUCUAAAGUAGUUACCAAGGCAACUUGCCUUGAGACUAUUUUGUAAUGUAGCCAAGGGUACCUUUAUAAGAGAAGGGACUGCCAAUAUAUUUUUAUAGUGAAUCUUUAUAAAUUCUAAUGUCGAGUUUUUAAUGAUUAUUUUAAAUGUUUAUAUAUAGUUUGUUUAGUAAAAAAAAAAUUGUAUCUCAAAUUACCAUUUUUUAUAUUAUGAGAAGAGUAAAGUUUUCAAUUGGCUGAUAUUGAAUUGUACUUUUUCUAUGAAGUUUAUCUAAAGUUUAAGCUGUGGUCAGUACACCAGUGUUUAACCUCUGUAUUCUAAUCUGUAUACACUUUGAAACUGUACUGCAAAACUGUUGUGUGCCUAUAUAGUAUAUUUCAUAUGGUCUAUGAAAUUAAAGAACAUUUGAUAAGAUUAA